AUGACGGGGAUUGUGAAGACGCCGGAGGUGCCACUAUUGCCGACUUUGGAGCAGGCGCAUCCGCUGCCCCUGUCGUGGUGGUAUAUUGCGACGACGCUGUUCAAGGCCAAGGUUUGGUCUCCGGCGCGGAAUCCCGGGCUUUGGACGGGCGGGAGGAUCGCGUCGUCCUUGGAGACUGAUGUGCGGCAUUUCGCGGUCUCCAGGGCGUCGAGCUCGGCGUUUCGAGACGCCUGUCGCCAGAAUGGAACCACUGUGACUGGGGCGUUGCAGACGAUUGUCGCGCGCUCGCUGUUCAAGCAUUUGCCGGAUAGCUAUACGCAGUUGGAUUGCGCCUGCAACGUUUCUACUCGGAGAUGGCACCUCGGUGUCAUUACCGCAGACUCCAUUGGUGACUGGGUGAAUGGCUUUAAUGAAACACACCACCGCGCGAACUUGACUCUUCCGACUUUCCCGUGGGAGGAGGCUCGACGGGCUCGCGAGACAAUCGAGGGCGUGCUGAACCUGCAGGGCAAGGAUAUGGCCCCGGCGCUUCUGAAAUACGUUGAUGAUUUCAAAGAAGAGCUCUUCCUCUCGAAGGUAGGGAGGGAACGCGAUUCGAGUUUUGAGAUCUCGAAUAUCGGCGCGGUCGGGUUGAAGGGGGCCCAGGAUUCAUCGAUGCCGCGGAUGGGCCGCAUGACUUUCUCGCAGAGCGCCAACGUCACAGGCAGCGCUAUCGCGGUGUCCUCUGUUACUGGUGCAGAUGGAUGUCUGGUCCUCACGUUUGUGUGGCAGAAGGGGGUCGUGGAUGAGGAUCUGAUGUCAUCUCUGAUUCCGACCGUGAAGGCGGAAUUGCUAAGUCUGUGUGUUGAGCAGUGA
This is a messenger RNA of Aspergillus melleus, 855 nucleotides long. RefSeq lists its product as uncharacterized. NCBI's taxonomy places the organism in Eukaryota, Fungi, Ascomycota, Eurotiomycetes, Eurotiales, Aspergillaceae. The record is from RefSeq and is a predicted model, not a curated record. Bases 1 to 855 code for a protein of 284 amino acids. The transcript has a single exon. Gene Ontology annotation, molecular function: N-acetyltransferase activity.